GAUAAAAUCAUCUAUGUUUUUUAUCUUGUCGGAAUGAUGGCAAACGACAAUGAUUGGAAGUCGAAAGUGGGCUUCACGAUCAACUACGACAGUUCAGAAGAAGACCCGGACAUUAAAGACGUGGUAAUGCGUUACCGGCACUCAGACUAUCUUCUGGAGGACGGUGGUGAUGGCGCCGAAGCUGACCUUCUCGGGACCACACCUCCCCGGCAGAGGCAGAGAGAGAAUUUACAAAAAAUUAGAAAUAAAUCCGGAGCCACAAGAUUCGUCCAAGGAAGCAAUGCUCCCCGAGUGACCAGUUCUGUGGGGAAAAACAAGAAAUAUGUGAACAGAGUAAAGUCACGGAACAGUCGAGACGACAUGAUGACGGACGACAGGACUGAGUCCCUGCCGUACGGCGCGGACGGCGAGAGGGGGGUGCCCACUUUGGUGGAGUCCUGCAGCCGUUUCAUGUCUCUGACGUCACGGCUCAAAUGCCGCGAGGUGCCGCCGCGCUCGCCCUCGCCCGAACCGGUGGUGGAGCGCCGCUGGCAGCCCGGCAGCGACGCUCCUCCGGCCACCAGGGUCACCUUCCACAAGAUCUUCAGCACGCUCAUCAACAUGGGCAAUAUUGAGAAGGGAUGCCGGCGAACUAUCAGUCGCGAAGAGCAAGUGUGGCAGAACGAACUGAAGGACCUGAUUUGGCUGGAGCUGCAAGCGAAGCUGGCGGGGCGCACCCUCGCGCAGCAGGACGCCUUCCUCUGCGUGCAGCGCAAGAUUGUGCCCACCAUCGUGCAGAACAUACGCAACUACCGGUUUGUGAACCCGAACCCUUGCCGUGCGCGGACCCGUCGUUUGUGCGUCAACGGGUCCAGAGAAGACCUGGACGCGGACAAUGACGAAACAACGGGAGAGAAACAAGAGACUGAAGACGACGAUGGUACGUUAAGUACUCAAACGAGCAUAGAGCUCCUGUUGUCCGGCGAAAAGCCGCCCGAGGAGGUCCCGAGCCGACCGCUCUUGGAGAAUAGGAUAAGCGAGGAGGAGAAGCAGUGGGCCGUCGCCGCGGCCAGGGCUGUGGUGGAGUUCGCCAGGUGCUGGAUGCAGUUCGUGGUCGAGCGCUGCGACAAGGGGCGGGGACUGAGGCCCAGGUGGGCCAGCCAAGGCUUGGAAUUCCUAAUGCUGGCGUGCGACCCCUGCAACACCAAGCACCUCACGGACGCGGAAUUCGAGGAGCUGAAGAAGGAGAUGGACAGCUGCAUCUCGCACGUGAUCGGCAGCCGGCCGGCGACGGCGCGCGCUGCGGACAACGCGCCCAACUCGCCCGUGCCGCCGCUGCGCGCGCGCGCGCGGCCCAAGCCGCUGCACGCGAAGGGCGACGCGCGCGCGCCCAGCCCGCUGCGCGCGCGCAGCGCCGUGCCGUCGCCGCCCACGCCGCCCUGCGAGCCCGACCCGCUGCUGAGCUUCGAGGGGCUGGAGCCGACCGGUCACAACACCCGCAUCUUAGAAGCGAUAAAAAGCUUGGAUGAGCAACGCGACAUUAAACUGCGCGAGCUGAAGACGGUGGGCCGAGUACUCGAGUCCGUCGUCGCCAGCUACGAGCCCAAGCUGAGGCAGCUCAAGUUCAAGUGGCAGCGAGGGCUGAAGAUCGGCGCGGGCACGUUCGGCAAGGUGUACACGGUCGUGAACACCGAGAGCGGGCAGCUGCUGGCGAUGAAGGAGAUCAGCAUCGCGGCCGGCGACCGGCGCGCGCUGCAGAAGGCCGCCAACGAGCUGCGCGUGCUGGAGGGCGUCAUCCACCCGCACCUGGUGCGCUACUACGGCUGCGAGCUGCACCGCGAGGAGAUGCUGCUGUUCAUGGAGCUGUGCGUGGAGGGCUCGCUGGAGGCGCUGGUGGUGAACUCGGGCGCGCUGGCCGAGCCCACGGUGCGGCGCUACUCCAAGCAGCUGCUCAGCGCCGUGGGCGAGCUGCACGCGCGCAACAUCGCGCACCGCGACAUCAAGAGUGGCAACAUAUUCUUAACAAACGAAGGCCACUGCCUCAAGCUAGGUGACUUCGGCUGCGCGGUGAAAAUAAGGGCCAACACCACCGCCGCCGGAGAACUGCAAGGCUGUGUUGGGACGCAGGCAUACAUGGCGCCCGAAGUGUUCAUGAAGUCGUCGGGCCACGGGCGCGCAGCCGACAUCUGGUCGCUGGGCUGCGUCGUCGCGGAAAUGGCAUCAGGAAAGCGGCCGUUCUCGGAGUACGACAGCAAUUACCAGAUCAUGUUCGUGGUGGGCAUGGGCGGGCGGCCGCAGAUUCCCGAGUCGCUGUCCUCGGAGGGCCAGGACUUCUGCCUCUCGUGCCUCACGCACGAGCCCGACCAGCGCCCGAGGGCCGAGCAGCUCGGCUUGCACCACUUCCUCAUGUUGAAAGCCGACGACGACUGCGACUGCCAGCCAGCGUUUCUUAUAACAUAACUACACGGCAACUACCUCCGGAUCAAACCAAAUACGUAUUGUUAAAGCGAGUCAUAUUUAUUUAUCGGUCUGCAUACAGCACUGUGGGCUAUAACCUAAAAUCUCUACUUGGGACGUGGACAAAGGAGGAAAAUUGCCGCUUGACAUUUGUCAGACGCAGUUGCGGCAUGUAGCAUAGCUGCGAUCUGCACGAAGGCGCUGCUACUUGUCUAUUAAAUUUCGUUUACUUAUGCAACUAAUUCUUCCGUCCCAAAACGGCUCGACUCUGCGGAAUAUUCGAAAGUGGACUUUAAGUGCAAUUUAGAACAUGAAAUAAGUCACGGCGUGUGGUCGCCGCGCUGCCCGCUUGUAUAUUUUUGUACUGUUAAGUAUUACUAUAAGGAACUAUCAUUAAAAUCUCAAUAGUGCCCAUAUUAGUAAACAUUUCUUAAAGUGAUUGUAUAUACCGACUAAUUAGUCACUCGGAGCUCUGCUAGUAUUGUAAAAAACUCGCGACUCUAGACAAGACUCGAGUAUUACGAGCUUAUCAAGUUUCCGAAUAGAAUCGUGCUCGAGUCCAUUGUGUCUAAUAAACUACUUACUGAGCGGUGUUAUAGUUGUUCAGUAACUUGAACCCUUCUUUGGUUUUUGGAAGUUUACAACACCAGUUCGUGCUCCGAUGAUUCGUGUUCGACUCGGCUCAGGGGGUCUACUCUUGAUCUCCGCCCGACAUCCGUCCGAAACAAUUACUGUCAAAUAAGUAAUAUUCAACAAAAUAAAAAGACAAAUAUCAGGUAUGAAGCUUCAUUCGCAUCACGCGUCUUUUCAUUUGAUCAAGUAUUACUUAUUUAGCAGUAAUUAUCUCGGACGGAGAUCGAGACUAGACCCCUUGGACUCGUUUUUGAGUCGCGCAAACUUGAAACGACUUUGUAAAUGUCGACUCCCGGAGUCGAGUUACUUGCAACUCUAAGCACUGCUCUGUUAAUGGAUUAUAAUAAACGGUAUCUUUGAUGGUACCAUCUGUAUUGACCCAGCUUAAGUGUUGAGUGACGAUAAUUUUGACAACUCGCAAUUGGUACGUAAUCCUGUAUAUACAUUCAAGUGAUUUCAUUCAUAUACAUUGUUGUUAUUAUUAUUUCCUUAACGGCGGCCACUAGGCUUGGUUGAGCAAGUGUCAGUUUCGAAGAAUGCAGUCAGUGUUGUUUAUUUCUUGUUAAAAAGUCGUAUUUUUAUUAGAACUAGCAAAAUGACAAAAGACAAACAGAAUCAGUCGAAAAGCAAUGUUAAAGAUUUUCACUAUUUUUUAUUAUCUAUAAUUUGUUUGUUACUGAGUGAAUCAAUGAAGUCGAUCCUUUAAGACGACGCUGCUUAUUUUUAAGUCAAAAGCUAGCAACGUCUUUAACGUCAGUUUGCGAUCUCUAAAAAUCCGACCUUAUGUAACAUCAUAAUAUACAUAGAUUCUACACUUGAGAUCGAUUUAUUCCUAGAUCUUUAAAUGAGCGAAAACUAUUAUAUAAAUAAAUGUAAAUAUUUUACAAUACAGGGUGCACAGAACGUGUACCGUGAAAUUUAAACACGUACUUUACUCGUGUUAUUUUUCUAUAGCAAUCAAAUACUGGAAACUGAGAAAUUGAAGGUCACAUACAAAAUAUACUUCAGUCUUAAUUUGUGUCGUAGUGAUGAAGGGCAGGCGCUGAAUGUGACCACAUUAAUAACGAUUUCUUUACGUAAAUAGUUCAGAUUUUUUGGUGAUAGGCGACACGCCUGUCCGUAACAGUUGCAGUGCCACUCAGAAUUUUAAACCACAAAGAUCGGAAGGGCCCUGUCACUGCGCCCGUCGCCCUGAGCCAUGACUUGACAUGUCCCAAGUGCCUGUAAUUUCACCAGCACCCCUUCAAAACCGAAACGCUAUGAUGCUCACAUUUCUGCUUGGCGGCUGAAAUAGAUUACGUGAUAGUACUUCCCUAACCGAGCUCUUUCAAAAGGAACUCUACUGAUAAUAGAAUGUCGAGCGGUAAGUGUUUGAAAUUUUCGGUACACUGUCUGUUUCACCCAAUAUUAUUUUUUUCAAUUAUGCACUUUCCAAACAUCCCGAGAUGUUAUGCGUAGUUUGCGUGACUUUAGGGGCCUGUUUUCCAAGUGCAUUUAGUGUAGACAAAGGUGGCUAAAGAAAUAUAUAGUUCGGAAGCACAGUGAAUGCACGACGUUUUAUAUUUUAAACAUUGAUGUUAAUGAAGUUUUUCUAAUACACAUUCAAGGUCGAUGGUAAAAGAUGAUGAGUAUAUAAAUAUAUAUAUGAUACAUAAUAUUUAUUUAUUUUAUUUAUCAGAUUUUAUUCUUUAAAUUUAUAAUUGCUAUUGUUAUUUUAACGUUAUAAUUUCAACUAUAUAUUAUGUUAACCAUCUCUAGUCGAAAUACGUCAAAACGCCUAUUUGGUGUCUCACUUCACCUCAAGAAGAAAUUACCGGUUAAUUUUUAUUUUUACUUUACCGUGACAAAAUUGCUAGGCGUUUUCUACAAUACUCGUGGCAUUUAAAUGUGGUAUAUGUACGGACCGAGAUUAUUAUUAUAUAAAAUUUACAGCGGUGUAAUAAUAGCUUUUCGUGACUAAAUUAACCCGCUUUCUUAGACGACUUGGUUUUAAUCCCGAUCAAUCAAAAUUCUCGUUUAUUUUUUCAAAUUUCAACUUAUUUUCAUGAACUUUAAAAGCCAUUUCCCUAAAGUUGACUUUUUCGUUUAGUGAGAGUUUUGAUUUCCAAGUGCAUAUAGAAACCCUUCGCAGUAUAAUUAGAUAGUUACGAGAUAUCGGCGUCUUGUAUUACACGUUGAUGUGCAUAAACUUUCUAGUUUAUUAAAAAUUGCAAAUUGUAUAGCGAUUUAUGUAAAUUUGUUUUAUUGAAGUGCCAUUCAAAAAAUAUAUAUUUGUAUUUAAUGAAAUCAAUGCAAUCAAUU
Molecule: messenger RNA, 5370 nt
Organism: Hyposmocoma kahamanoa
Lineage: Eukaryota; Metazoa; Arthropoda; Insecta; Lepidoptera; Cosmopterigidae
Gene: Mekk1
Product: mitogen-activated protein kinase kinase kinase 4
Exons: 16
Coding region: 34-2439 (801 amino acids)
Biological process (GO): protein phosphorylation; MAPK cascade
Molecular function (GO): ATP binding; protein kinase activity
Source: RefSeq, a predicted model, not a curated record